AUGAAGACCACCUCUUUGGUCUCGGCCCUUUGCUUCCUGGCCACUGCCCAGGCCACUGGCUUGUGGUGGGGUAGUGACGAGUGUUAUACCGCUCCGGAGAAUACCAACAACGAGUGUACCGAGCAGCAGCAGUCUGGAUUCACCUGGGACGACCUUGACAUUGGUGACUUUACAUCAUACGGUGGCAUGGGCUUUUCUGGCUUCAGCUGCAGCAGUGGUUUCGGCGGACUGCGCACUCGGACUUUCAACCAAAAAUGCAUCACCGGAAAGAUUGGCAAGGGCAUCGAAAAGGCCUCCGCCCCAUCCAUCUCCUGCGGCGAGGACAAGGCUGGCUUCUCGAUUGACAAGUUCCACCUCUUCACCUCUGUCGAUGUGGACGUGGUCAUCUCCUUUGGCAUGCCCGAUGGCUCGACCUGCAAAAAGAACGCCCAGUGCUCUUCCGCUGGCACGGAAGUCACCAACGACCAGUGCGGUGGUGCUACCUCUGUUGGGUUUGAGCUGCCGGACCACAGUGAGCACGACGACUGUGACCUCGGCAUUGGAAGCAUUGGCUUUAUCUGCGGACCAGGCAAGCCAACAUAUACCCCUCCUGCUGAGACUGAGGUGGAGGAGACUCCGUCGGCGACACCUACUCCGGAUGCCCCAACAUCUUCCAGCAUUCCUAUCAUUGGUGUUCCAACUCCUACAGGCUCUAGCCCCGUCACAUCUUCCACUCCUGUCGUCCCUGCUACGACGUCUUACUCGAGCGUUACUGGCAGCAGCUCCGUGCCGUUCACUCUCUCGACCGUGUACACCACUAGCGAGGUUACAAUCACCCAGUGUGCUCCUACCGUGAUUGAUUGCCCUGCGCACUCGACCUCAGUCACCACCUCAACGAUCCUUGUGUCCACCACCUGGUGCCCUGUGACCCCUACGGAGACUCCGUCUGUCCCUACUGACACGGAGGAUGUUCCCCCACCUGGCGAAACCUCACCGUCUGAUACGGCCUCUACCACCACUACGGUCUCCAUCCCUGCUGAGACUCCUGAUGCUCCUGAAUCCACCACUCCGGCUUCCACCGACACGCCCUCGGUUCCGGAAAUAAGCACACCGGUCAUUCCGACCAGCGUCAGCCCCGGAUCAUCUUCUGCCAUUCCUCCUCCCGAGGACAUGACUACCACGGAGAUCACCUACACGACCGUCACUUGGUGCCCGGUUACAGACACUAUUACUUCUGAUGAGUCCACGUUCACCACUGUGACCACUAGCACUCUCAGCACGACGACCAUUACAGCAACGACGACCAUCUGCAACCGCUGCACAUUGACAGGUGUUCCAUCUCCGUCAGAAACCCCUGCUGUCCCAUCUGAGACCCCUGCUGUCCCUACCGACGACUCUGAUGUCCCAACUGAGACCCCCGGUGCGCCAACCGAGACACCUGACGUCCCCACAGACGUCAACCCUACUACUAUCCCAGAGGCACCAGCGACGACGGAAACUCCUGUCACCGAGGCGCCGGAGACGACACCGGUGCCCCCAGUUCCCGAAUCUACUGUUACUGAGAUCACGUACACGACCGUCACUACCUGCCCCGCGACAACCACCAUCACUAGCGGCGAUUCCACAAUCACUUCAACCUACACGACGAUCUCUACACAGACGCUCACUUCGACUUCGACCAUUGCCGUGCCCACAUCCGUAUCUCCCGAGGAAACUCCUUCAACCCCGUCAGAGACAGAAACUCCCUCCACCCCGGUCCCCACAACUUCCUGCCCCAACGUCGUUCCCAAGUGUAUCAACACUUGGCUCAACCUCAUCCCAGACUGCAAGUCCAACAGCGAUAUCACCUGCUUCUGUCCCUCGUCCGAGUUCACCGACAAGGUCAUCUCCUGUAUCCAGGCAUGGGGUGCCGACGCAGACGAGGUUCAAGCUGCUCUUUCUUACAUGACCGGUAUCUGUGCGGCUUAUGUUCCUGAGAACCCCGGUAUUAUUACAAACGUUCCCACCACUAUCACGCUCACCCCACCACCCGUCGCUACCCCCACGGACGUCAGCCCCGAGCAGACUGGCUCUGACUCGCAAUCCCCGGUCCCCACAGCCCCUCCCUGCACGACGAUCACGUACUCGACGUAUACGGUCACCGUGCCGCAGGUCGAGUUCUCUACCGCCACCGUCACGGAGACUGCUGGAACUGGGGUCAACCCGGUUCAAACAUCCACGAUCGAGCUUAUUCCCCAGCCUACCGCUGCGCCAACCUCUGGCUCUUCUGGUUCUGGCUCCGGAGCUGGUUCAACUACCCUCCCCAAUCCCUGGACAACCACGACGACCCUGGUCACGAACACCCCAUCCCAGACCGCCACACCCUCGCCGACAGCGCCCGUGUUCACAGGUGCCGCGUCGCCUCUUCAUCGUGUCCCAGGCUCAUUGACUUGGUCUUGGGUCAUGGCGCUGGCUGUGCCGGUCCUUGCCCUCUGA
Messenger RNA from Aspergillus mulundensis, 2454 nucleotides. Its product is annotated as extracellular serine-threonine rich protein. Lineage: Eukaryota; Fungi; Ascomycota; Eurotiomycetes; Eurotiales; Aspergillaceae. The record is from RefSeq and is a predicted model, not a curated record. The coding region runs from base 1 to 2454 and encodes 817 amino acids. The transcript is spliced from 3 exons.